GACAAGUGAGCGUAAGCCAAUCAAAUCCCGUUUCAGAAAAUCUGACAGCUCAAGCCGUAGCCAAUCAAAAACCGCGCAUACGCUGGGAGAGAUAUCCUGAGAUAUCCCGCCGUUCAUGUCUAUAUUUGAAAUAAAAUGGACGAGGUUAUAAUCGUAGCGGUAGCGAAUCACCCUGUAUUAUUUGAUGUGACCCUGUUCACCUACCGGGAUAGAAACCAGAGGAACCAGGCAUGGAAGGAGGUGGCAGAGACAGUGGGGGAAACUGACGAAGUGUGCAAAAAGCGUUGGAAGUCCCUCAGGGACCGAUACCGCAGGGAGAGGAUCCUGGAGAAGGAAGGGAAAAGUAGCGGGGCAGGGGCUUCCGGGGGAUCUAAGCCCUGGCGUCUCGCGGCAGUAAUGAGCUUUUUAAAGCCCUUCAUGCUGGACCGUGAGACGUCCAGCAAUUUCCCCCGGCAACCCCUGCCUCCACCCACCGGAGCAGAAGAAGAGGAAGACUCUAUGGGUGACAGCCUGGAUGACAGUCUGGAAAGCCAGCCAGAGCCAGGUAGCAGUCAGCCGGCCAGUCAGCCGGCCAGUGUGCCGGCCAGUGUGCCAGACGGUGUGCCAGACGGUGUGCCGGCCAGUGUGCCAGCAUUCCGGGGGAAGAAGAGCAGGGGAAGGGAGAUGUCCCCUUUUGAGGAGAACCUGCUGUCGGCCGUAGGCCCGAUGCUGGCCAUGCCACCACCACCACCACCCCCACCACCAGUGGUGGAGGUGGAAGACGAGGACCUCCUUUUUUUAAGGAGUCUCUGGCCUGCAAUGCAAAAGCUGAGCAGGACGAGCAGCAUGAGACUGAAAAUGAAGCUACAAGAGGCGGUCCUGGAGGCCACAGAAAUGGACAUUAAUAAUUAAUUAAUUAAUUAGAUACUGAUACUGAUACUGAUCCACAUUACAUCUUUUUACACUCAU
This is a messenger RNA of Gymnodraco acuticeps, 948 nucleotides long. Its product is annotated as transcription factor Adf-1-like. Gene Ontology annotation, cellular component: transcription regulator complex; nucleus. The coding region runs from base 136 to 891 and encodes 251 amino acids. The record is from RefSeq and is a predicted model, not a curated record. Gene Ontology annotation, biological process: regulation of transcription by RNA polymerase II. Gene Ontology annotation, molecular function: DNA binding. The transcript has 2 exons. NCBI's taxonomy places the organism in Eukaryota, Metazoa, Chordata, Actinopteri, Perciformes, Bathydraconidae.